Opisthocomus hoazin is the source of this 1470-nucleotide messenger RNA. Lineage: Eukaryota; Metazoa; Chordata; Aves; Opisthocomiformes; Opisthocomidae. The record is from RefSeq and is a predicted model, not a curated record.
GGGCAGCCAUGGGUCCUGCCGGUGGUGAAGAAGGUGGAGCAGCUGAUCGCCAGCGACCACAGCCUGAAUCACGAGUACCUGCCCAUCCUGGGCCUGCCCGAGUUCCGGGCCAACGCCUCCCGCAUCGCCCUGGGUGACGACAGCCCCGCCAUCAAGGAGAACCGGAUUGGAAGCGUUCAGUCCUUGGGUGGGACAGGCGCUCUGCGUAUCGGCGCGGAGUUUCUGAGGCGCUGGUACAACGGAAACAACAACACGGCGACCCCAGUCUACAUCUCCACUCCGUCCUGGGAGAACCACAACUCUGUGUUUGUGGAUGCUGGCUUUAAAGAUAUUAGAACCUACCACUACUGGGAUGCUGCCAAGAGGGGUCUGGAUCUCCAGGGGCUGCUGGAUGACAUGGAGAAAGCCCCAGAGUUCUCCAUUUUCAUCCUCCAUGCCUGUGCGCACAACCCCACGGGCACAGACCCGACUCCCGACCAGUGGAAGCAGAUUGCUGCUGUUAUGAAGCGCCGGUUCCUGUUUCCGUUCUUCGACUCGGCGUACCAAGGUUUUGCCUCUGGCAGCCUGGACAAGGAUGCCUGGGCUGUGCGAUACUUUGUCUCCGAGGGCUUUGAGCUCUUCUGUGCACAGUCGUUUUCCAAGAACUUUGGGCUCUACAAUGAACGUGUGGGGAACCUGACUGUGGUGGGGAAGGACGCAGACAACGUGCAGCGUGUGCUUUCCCAGAUGGAGAAGAUUGUGCGUACCACCUGGUCCAACCCUCCCUCCCAGGGAGCGCGCAUUGUGGCAACCACACUUUCCUCCCCGCAGCUCUUUGCCGAGUGGAAGGACAACGUGAAGACGAUGGCAGAUCGGGUCUUGCUGAUGCGGUCAGAGCUCCGCUCUCGCCUGGAGUCCCUUGGGACCCCGGGCACCUGGAACCACAUCACAGAGCAGAUCGGCAUGUUUAGCUUCACAGGGUUGAACCCUAAGCAGGUGGAGUACAUGAUCAAGGAAAAACACAUCUACCUGAUGGCUAGUGGGCGCAUCAACAUGUGUGGCCUGACUACCAAGAACCUGGACUAUGUGGCCAAGUCCAUCCAUGAAGCUGUCACAAAAAUCCAGUGAAGCACAUGAACAACCAAACCUACGUGAAGUCACCAAAGCAGUAGUGUGUAGUCCGUUUCUUUCCCUGCUCAUGGCUUGCCUUGUCCCACACCUCUUGGGGUUUAAUAAAGAUGGGAGCAGUAGCUCGAUCAGGGAUAAUCAUCUUUUGACCUUUUUGAAAUACCCCUUGCAGUAUGGUAAGCCAGUGUCCCCGGGAGGGUGGGGGCAGCGUGUGCCACCCUGGCUCUUGUUUGACUGACAGCAGCCUGUUCUUUGGGCAUUUAGAGCUGUGUCUUUAGCACAUCCAAACCAACUCCAUGUAACUGAUCAGUUUGAUCGAGGCGAAGUCUGGUGCCAGUGCAAUGCGUUGAGACAACAGCCGAA